CAGUUGGCAUCCCUGCGCAAUUUUUCAUCUCGUUCUAGUGACUACUCUACUGCGAUGUUAAUCUGACUUGAUAAUAAGUUUCCUGUUGGCUGGAGAACAAAGAAGGACUGUUGUACUGACCUGGGCAUGGGCUGAUGUUAUGGUUUCGGCGCCGAUGUGCGGCCUCCUGCGAUGUUGACCUUUUUCCGAAAACACGUCCCCAAUGGACAGCCCCAAGUCCCUGUCAAGCAGACGGUGGAGGACCUCCUCAAACAGGAGCCUCCUCCCGAAGCGAAUUCCGGGCACUCCAAAUUGUGCCGAACGCUGGCAGACGUGGUCGCUGAUGCAGGUGCUGUCAGUCUACUGCUGCAGUUCCUGCGAACCAAAGGUUCCGCCCCUUUUUUGCUCUUUUGGACGGAGGCGGCCAGAAUGGAGGGCCGGCCACCACCGUGGCCCUCUCCUGCACUCACGGACGACGUCUCUGAAGCAGCUGUCGCAAUAUUUGAAAGGUUUUUCGCACCGGACGCAACUGAGCGAGUCGCUGCCCCGCGAGGUCUGGUUGAGGCUGUUGAGGCGGUGAUCAGGAGGAAAGAAGCUCCACCUAAAGAUAUUUUUCACCCCCUCCAAGAAUACGUGUUUCAAGUCAUUAACAAAGACCACUUUGAUGAGUUUCUGAAAUCGGAUUUCUUCCACCAACACAAGGUGGAGGUGCUGACCAGUAGUCAAGUGCGUUUGGUCGACUUGCUGCUCAACGAAUCUGCUCUCUUUUAUUUUACUGAGUUUAUGGAACAAGAAGGUCAUCAGGCUUUGGUAGAGUUCUGGUUGGCAGCCACUAACUUUCGGAAACACUUGUCCGACGAACCAGCUGAAGCGCAGGCUGAUGCUAUCGUGCUGUACGACAAAUAUUUUUCGCUCCAGGCGACCACACCACUUGGUUUCGGAGACUCGCUCAGACUUCAGGUCGAGGAGAACAUUUGUGGAGAGUUCGGACCAUCAGCUGACAGUUUUGAAAAAGCAGCAGCAAUUGCAUUGCAUGCGAUGGAGCGCAUGUUUCUCCCCGACUUCCUGCAAUCACAGUUGUACCUGAGGUACCUUGCUGAUUUGCUGCAGGCCAGCAACAGCACCCUGAACUCAACAAGCAAUUCCACAGAAAAUAAUGCACCGACUUGCACCAAUUCCAUAGACGAUUCCGACCCUGACAGCAUUUGGAAAAGAAGCAGACAGAACAGCGGCCUAUCGCUGGGACGCAUUGACGAGCUGGGCCGUUUCGAGGCCGACUUUGAGCCGGAGCCUGAGGCACGCCGCGAGUCCCGCCUCAGCAGGGUGAUGCGCCGUCUUGUGCGGCCUCACGACAAGGAGGAGCUGGCAUGGCGUGUCGCCGAGAUGAUCGUCCGAGAUGUGACCAGCGUCACCCUUGGGCCGAGCAGUCAGGCGCCCAGCAGGCCGCGGCGGUGUCCUAGCACAGCAGACUCAUGAUGGAGUUGGCAUACGCCAUCGGCUUCACGUUCGGGUGGGGCUGUGUAACAUUGCCAAUUGUUAGUUUGUUAUAUUAUAUAAAUGUCAGACCACUGCAAUGAAAAUCAACUUGUAGAUGUAAGGACGUUAAAAGUGAGUUACCAAAGUGAUGCUCGAGCUGUUCAUAUCGGCCCCAGGGAAAUUUGCCGAUAGGUGGCCAGUGAAUGAAUUUAUAUUAUAUUAUAUUUAAGUACAAAACAUAGAACAAAUAAUAAAAAUCUUUUUAAACUAAA
This is a messenger RNA of Cloeon dipterum, 1727 nucleotides long. RefSeq names its product A-kinase anchoring protein pkaap (gene pkaap). The record is from RefSeq and is a predicted model, not a curated record. Bases 172 to 1455 code for a protein of 427 amino acids. Gene Ontology annotation, biological process: intracellular protein localization. NCBI's taxonomy places the organism in Eukaryota, Metazoa, Arthropoda, Insecta, Ephemeroptera, Baetidae. The transcript has 6 exons. Gene Ontology annotation, cellular component: plasma membrane; mitochondrion.